AUGAAUGCUUCAUCGAAAUGCCCUGAUAACAACAAAGAAUAUCAUUUAUCUUCUACUAUUAUGCACAAUAGAAUUCAAUCAAUAUUGAGAUCAACAAAAAAACUAGGUGUUCACACUCCAUGCCAUAUAAUUUCUGCCGGAUUUGAAUAUACAGGUGAUGGGGAUACAACGCGUUGUAAAGACUGUGGACUUGAGGUAUCUAAGUGGACAUUAGAUAUGAAUCCAUUUGUUAUUCAUUCAAAACGUCGACCGGAUUGCCCAUUCGUUUGCAAUAUUAUACCAUCUUCAUUCAAAAAUGUACCUGCUUCUUCCGCUUCACCAGCAACUACUACUGUUCGAAACACGUUGAUAUUAAAUGAACAAGAAAAUCCUUCUAAACGCCAAAAGAUUGAAACAAUGCAUUUAGAAUCUCUGUCACAUACUUUGCUCGAAACAAUUUUACUUCAACAAGUACGAAGACGCACUUUUUCUCAUUGGCCACAUCGUACUAUUCCAUCAAGUGCACAAAUGAUUGAAGCUGGAUUUUUUAAUUGCAAUGUUGGUGAUCGAGUAAUAUGCAUUUAUUGUAAUCUUAUUUGUCAACAAUGGACACCUCAUACAGAUGAUCCAUGUGAAGUACAUAAAACACUUUCACCUAAUUGUAUAUAUGUCAAAGCAAAAUUGAUGCGUCCUGCUGCUUCAUCUAUAAUUAUUGUCAAUGAAGGUUCAACAAGUGCAAUUUCUGGCAAUCAUUCACCAACAUCUAAUAAUCUCGGUCCAUUAAGAUCUAAUGAUAUUGUAUUUACAGCUUCAUGUAAUCCAGCUUAUUCAGAAAUACCAAAACGUCAUGCAUCUUUUGCAACAUGGCCAAAUGAAGAUUUACCACCAGUAGAUGAUUUAGUUCGUGCAGGAUUUUUUUAUACAGGUACAAAAACUAUUGUUACUUGUUUUUAUUGCAAUGGAUCACUACAAAAUUGGGGUUCAAAUGAUAAUCCAAUGAUUGAGCAUGCACGUUGGUUUCCACAUUGUGCAUAUGCUCGACAAUUAUGUGGUGAUGAUUUAUAUCGUAAAAUUCAAGAAUCAAAACGAGCACAACAAGAACGUGCUAGAGCAAAUGAAUCAAAAGAAAGAACUGGUUCUGGUGAAGCAGUCAAUACUAAUUCAACACCAAACAAUCGAUUAUUAGUAAUACCUGAUGAAAGUACUUUAUCGAGACUUGUUGCUGCUAGAUUAGAUUUACCAAUAUCACAACGUUUAUUAGAUCAAAAUUUUAAAUUAUCUAUUAUUAAACGAUGUUGGGAAGAUCAAUUAAGAAUAAAACACGAUGAUUUUGUAUCUGAGUGUGACCUGUACAUAGCUUGUUUAAUUCUGCAAAAGCAGAUUGAACAUAUUGAUGGUAAAAAAGAAAACAUUGUCAUACCAAGUAUAAAAAUGAAACAAAUCAGAGAACAAAAUGCACGAAUACAAGAACAACCAACAGCUACAUUUAAUACACCUCAAUCAGUACCAAAUUCUGCAGAUGUUGAAAUGACUACAUCAUCUCAAUCAUUAACAAAUGAAUCGACAUCUUCUCAAUCGUCAAUUGAUUCAACAUCAAAAUUAACAUCCAGUGGUAAUGAACGUGAAACAAAAACAACUAAACAAACAAGUGCUGUCAAUGAUCGAAAUCAAUCAACUAAUGCAGCACCAUCUGCUUAUGAAUAUUGGAUACAUGGACCAUCAUUGACAGAUGUUGUGGAUAAAUUAACCGUACAUUCUGAUUGGCGUCCUACAUUGAAUGAAACAUGGCGAAUACUUGUUCAUGCUUUUCGAAAACAAUUUACACAACCAGAAAAAAUUCAACGAAUUGAUGCAUUCAGUGAUCGAUUAAAUAUACGAAAUAAAUUUUGUUUGAAUAACAAAGCUGACUGUACGGUGGGUCUUUUUGAAAAUUAUGAACUAGGACGACUUGAACAACCAAAAGAAGUAUUUGUUGGUAGAUGGAUUUGUGAUGGAGCACGUCAUUUAGUGGAGAAAUAUGAUGUUCGAAAACGUUAUUUUAUUGGUAACACAACAAUGGAUGCUACACUUUCGUUUGUUAUGGCAAAUAUGGCUCAAUGUCAAUCGAAUCAUAUUGCAAUGGAUCCAUUCUGUGGCACAGGUGGAAUUCUUCUCGCUUGCGCCGAAUUUGGUAGUUAUGUUAUUGGUAGUGAGUUUGAUUGGCGUGUUUUAACAGCAAAAGCAAAACCAACAAAAGCUAAUACGAAACAACUUACUCGUAAUCCUGAUGAAAUGAUGCAUCGAAAUUUUUCUGAUUAUGGUACAUUAAAUCGUUUUUUGGGUGUAGUUGGAUCUGAUUUUGCAUAUCCACCGUGGCGUCCAACAUUUUUCUUUGAUUCUAUUGUUUGUGAUCCACCUUAUGGUAUUCGUGAAUCAUCUCAACAUAAAAGUCGUCGUCUGAAUGAUAAAACAGAUGAUGAUAAAAAUCCUGUGUCAGAAAAAUAUGAUUUAACAAAUAUUUAUGUUGAUCUAUUAAAUUUUGCUAAUGUUUAUUUACGUAUUGGUGGUCGUUUGGUUUUCUGGUUACCGACACAUAUAGUAACAUAUGAUGAAAAUUUAUUACCAACACAUGCAUGUUUUAAAUUAUUUUCUAAUGAUGAACAACAACUUAAUCGAACUGUUAGUCGAAGAUUAUUAACAUUAGUUAAAAUACGUGAAAGUAACAAUAAUGAAAAAGCUCAAGUGAAUGAAAAAUUAUUCAGUAAUUUUCGUGAUCUUUAUUUUACACCGAACACAAAAAUAUGGGAACAAUUAAAUAGUAAUAAUACUAUAAGUGAUUCUUCAGAUGUGUCGAAAGAAAAAGAUCAUGAUAAAUGA
Messenger RNA from Rotaria sp. Silwood2, 2835 nucleotides. The record is from the annotation of a GenBank genome assembly. NCBI's taxonomy places the organism in Eukaryota, Metazoa, Rotifera, Eurotatoria, Philodinida, Philodinidae.